GUCUGACUGUGAAGGUGGCAACAGAAACCAAAACGUCUUCCAGAAAAGUUAGUGUUUGAAGUGAGGUAGCGGCCAGGGAAGAGAUUUAGUAAAGUUUUGAAAUUGUGAAUCUACCCUCGUGAAAAGGAUGCAGAGAAGCAGCGCGUUGUCUGUGGUGUGUGCCGUGCUGGUGGUAGCGGUGGGGGUUGUGAACGCUGCAAGUUAUUACCCUUUCCCGUGCAAUGACUUGGACUGGUGGGUCGACCCACUCGCUGAGACCAUGGAGGGCAAAAACAUUCUGAGCAAGCUCGGGCCCAUGCACGUCAUGCUAUGGGACCCAACCGACGCUGAGCAGACGGCUUUCGUAUGCGCUUCACUGCUGCUCGAUGUUGACGCGGGAAGCUUCAACGCCACGGCCAUCAAGAGCGACAACUCGUCCGUUUCGGUGACGGGCAACCUCACCUACAUCAUGGGACCGCCAAGCUCAUACUUCGAGCUCACGAUGUACGAGGUCGUCCCCGAUGCUGUGGGAUUGUUCGGGUUCUCCAGCAGCGGCUCCAUAACGCUAUACCCUGAAUUCGUCUCCUCGACUGAACUAAUUCUACUCAGCUGCAGGAAUCGCUUCCUAGGCCUCACGAAAAUCCAGACGCUGUACGUCUUCACGAACCAGGACUUGACCGCGCUGGACAACACGUGCCUGAUGUCGCACGUGGCCACCGAGACAGAGGUUGAUGUGCAGCCUGUCCCCAACCUGGCCAAGUGCAUGCCACCUAAAGUCGAAAGUUCCGGUGACGAGCAGUAAAUGAUUAUUGCCUUAGGGUACGCACACAGUGAAAGCAGGUUUGCCCGCGCGGGCAACCUGCU
Hyalella azteca is the source of this 843-nucleotide messenger RNA. RefSeq lists its product as uncharacterized. The transcript is spliced from 6 exons. The record is from RefSeq and is a predicted model, not a curated record. NCBI's taxonomy places the organism in Eukaryota, Metazoa, Arthropoda, Malacostraca, Amphipoda, Hyalellidae. Bases 128 to 781 code for a protein of 217 amino acids.